AACAAAACAUUUUCACUUCUACAGUAUCGCUUGAGAGAUGAAAGGUGGAUAACUGUCUCUUUCACCCCGUUCAAUUACCACUUCUGUAACGCUGUACUGUUUACCAAAGGACGGAAAGUGUCUGACAGCAAGGGAUUAGAAUUAAGCCUCAUUUGACAGCGCGAAUUAAACCUCACAACAGACCCACCCGAACUUAUUGUCACAUCGCCAAGCUUAUGAAACAACUCGUGCGAAGGCUCCUACAACUGAACCUGUACCUUAUCUCCGAGACUUGGCGAAUCUCGUGGAUGUUUGCAUUUUAUGGAACCAAUUUCUCCAUCGUCGCCAUAGGAAUGUUCUACGUUAUUGAUUUCCGUCGUUUAUUUUGAUGUGACGCAUUACCACUCCUGCUUUCAUCACUUUCCUUCUACAGCGCAGCGACCAAAGAAUCUCCUGUUCUUAGACACGAAAAGAGAACUGUCUGGUUCUCUGUUGUGAAAGGAGUGUGGCUCUGAGGUACGGUAAUGCUUCAAGGAAGUUUGAUUGACGUGAACAGGCAUUUUCAUACCAAACUGAGAAAAUCGCUCUUCUUGCCAGUGCGCCCGCCAUAUUAAACGACGAUAAGAACGUAGUUAAGUCACCUAAACAAAACGUCCUUGUCUGACCAGUUUAUGGGCUUUGAGGGAUUACAGUGAAAAGCUUUUUAGUGGGCUUGGUUCACAGGUGACCUCCAUAACUUGUUUCGUUCAGGUUGCAUAACGACUUUAGAGACUUGAGAGUGAUUAGUGCGCCUGCCAAACAAGGCGGGAAUUUCAAAUAAACAUGGACGAAGUCGACUAUGAUCAGGAGCUUCCUCGUGAGCUCAUCAAGUGUGUCUUAGUUGGAGAUACUGGUGUUGGAAAGACACGCCUUAUUUGUGCACAAGCUCUUGGAGUUGGUAUCCCUGCACCCCAACAAGAAACAAAGCAACAUAUACAUUUUCCGACGGUUUUUGCAAUUGAUCAGUAUCAUGUGUCUCAAGAAAUAAGGGAGCGUGCGAACUUCCGAGUUGAUGGAGUCGAUGUGGCAUUGAGACUGUGGGAUACAUUUGGUGAUCAUGAGUUUAACCGCAAAUUUGCAUAUCAGAAUGCUCAUGUUGUAUUGCUCUGUUUUGCUUUAAAUUCCCCCAACAGUUUCAAGAAUGUCAAUGCUGUGUGGUACAGUGAAAUAAAAAAGUAUUGUCCCAGAACCCCUAUCAUUCUGGUUGGUAUGCAAUCUGAUUGGCGUAUGUAUGGCAAAGAGACCACAGUGAACUCCAACAGAAGUUUGUCAAAGCGGAUGCGAGAGUGUUCCCUUGUGACACCAGACAUGGGUCGCCAAGUGGCAAAAGAGAUUGGUGCAACUUACUAUGAGACAAGUGUUGUAACAAUGUGGGGCAUCCAUCAUGUGUUUGAAAAUGCAAUUCGUGUGGCACUUAUCAACAGGCGACAGAUGAGAUUCUGGUCAUCUCAACUGAAAGGGAUCCAGAAUCCACAGCUUCAACCCCCUUACUUGCCAGAAAAACCUGAUCCUCCCAAAGUCACUGUGCCACCCUCCAUCUUUAAGGAAAACAUCAAGGAAUUACUUGAUGGUGGCAUGUGUGCAGAUGUAGAAUUUCAAGUUCGUGGUCAGACCAUCAAGGCUCACAGAGCAAUUCUUUGUACUGCAGCACCAACAUUUGCUAAGCUUUUCUCUUUGAAUGAGGAAAAACUCUUCAAAGGGCUCAGCACUAGAGAAAAACUUGUGCUUCAGGAUGCUCUUGUGUUUGGAGAGCGAGGGAGUCUACCCAGGGGUUUUGUGGCACUUGAUUCUUACAAUGAUAUCUGGGACAAUGAGGAACAGAGCUCCAUGGUUCAAGUUACAGUUGAAAACUCUCUUACAUACAGAAAUUUCAUGUACAUUCUUGAAUUUCUGUACAGUGGAAAUAUUCCUCUUGAUGCAUGCACUGAGGAACUCAAAGAUGCUGCAAGAAAUCUUCAACUCUGUAACCUUGUAAGUUACAUUGCCAAUGUAAUGAACAAUAUGGAGUACAUGAACACUGAAAUUCACUCGAAAAUGGUGCGAGAGAUGUCUUCCAGUGCUAAAAAGCUGGUGAACUCUGAAAUGUUCUCUGAUAUUGUGUUCCGCAUUGAAGGCAGGAUUGUUAUGGCUCACAAGGCAUUUCUGGUUGCACAGUGUGAGAUGAUGGCAGCAAUGUUUAUGACUGGACACUUCAAAGAAAGUGGGGUACAAGUGGUGGAAUUUAAGGACACAAACUUUGAAGCAUUUUUAAGUGUCCUGGAAUAUCUCUACACUGGGCAGUGCCUAUCUCUAUCAGUGGACGAUAUCGUUAGUGUGUUGGCUCUGGCAAAUUUCUUUUGUCUGCCCAGACUUGUGGCUCUUUGUGAGCAACACAUUGUCAAAGAACUGCAGGUUGCCAUAGCAACAAAUGAAAUGGCUGUCGCUGAGGACAUUGUUGGUUAUCUUCUUGAGGCUCAAAUUCACAAUGCUUCACAACUAGAAGCCUGGUGUAUUUACUACAUUGCCACACACUACAAUGCAGUCUGCCGCCAUUGCCCUAAGCAUGUGAAGAACCUCGACUCAUCGACACUCAAGGGCAUAGAAAAGAAACGGUGGCCACCAGCCUGGUACAUUCUAGAGGCUGAUUGGUAUGAAAAAGCAACAAAGGAGCUUGAAACUGAGAAGGCAGCAGAGAAGCUACGGAAAUCGCACAAGCACAUUAGGCAUAAGAGAAAGUGUAGCUGCUUGUGAGAUCACCCUUAAAACAAGGUGGCAGUGUUUCACUGUAGUGGCAAAUAAACAGACUUUAAGUAGUGUAUUUUGCAUCUUGAUAUGACAGAUAUAUAUAUCUUAAAGCCUUAAUAUAAUAAGUAUUCAUAUAGAGCAUUAUUAUUAUCAUUGUUAUUAUUAUUAUAGUCUGACAUAUAACUUUUGGAUACAACAUGUAUGUAUUUUUUUAAUUACAGUAUAAUUACAAUGGAAUUAUAUUCAGUCUGCCUUACUUACGUGUCUAUCAGAAUAUCACCCAUAUCAGUAGUGUCACUAGUGAUACGAUUUUGUGACAGAAAUGCUAAUAUAAUUGUAGUUUAAUUUCAGGGGCUAAAGUAGAAGAAAAAGUGAAAAAAAUUUGUGGAUGUCUCUGUAUAUGAAGUUUAAGCUGUACACAUGAAAAACAACAGAGGGUAAUGAAAAUUAUUGUUUAUUGUUCAACAAAAAUCACAUAAUUGCAGUCACACUGAAAAUUUACUGAAAAUUUACUUGAUUGUAAAUUAAAGCAGUUGCAGGCUGGUCAAGUGGAUACCAAUCAAUACAGUACAGUAGUAAUAUUAACUAUCAGUGCACCAGGUGCUCCUAUAGAGAAAUUGAUUAUAUUAUCAACAGAGAAAAAUUAGUACGUUGUGACCAGUGUUGUGAGUUAUAACUGAAUGACUAAUAUAACAUGGACUAUACCAAAGCAUUAGAAUAGCCUCCAGAGGUGUAGAUAUGUAUCACAGUUUACCAGUACAUGUAUAGGAAUUUUUUUUCUUAGUUUGUACCUGUGUUUAGAAAGUUAUAUUUACUGGAAGUACUUUUGGAAAGUUACUAUCCAGUCCAGAUAUAACAUUCUUUAAAUUACCCAAAAUGUUUGUGUAGGCAUGCACUAUCAGUGCAGAACUAAAACCCAAGUGUGUUUUUUUUGGUGUACUUUGUACUUAUCAGGCGUAUACUAUCAAUUACUUGAUGAUAUCUUCUUGUAUCAUCAAGCAAUGUAGCCCUUACUUGCUUGAGCUAAACUACAUUGAAUACUUAAAUACCAAAAUGCAUUCCUGCAAGCACUGUUAUCUUUGAAAACAAGUAUGUGCAGAAAAUAUCCCAAGAAAUAAUUCCACCUUUUUUUCUUGUGAAAAGGCCUUUUUAUGUUUUAGUUUCAAGGAACUACUCUCAAGUAAGGUAGUAUAUUUACAAAUUCAGGUUGCCUUUAGCUGUUUUUUUGGAGCUGCAUAGCAUAGUUCCUUAUGUAUGUGAAUGUUGUUUUGUAAGUCUUACAAGUAUAUUCCAACUGUGCUAAACAGUGCUAAGAAUCAAAGCAAAUAAGCAUCGUAAAGAAAGUAGAUGAAAUUUAAUGUUUGUUUCUCUUUUGGAUGUACCAGAUUUGUAGAAGUCACUUAGAUAGAAGUAGCACUUUGGGUUUGUGGCUAAUUUCAAUCUUGAUAAGUUAGGAAUUGAGAUGUUAUGGCAAGUCUGAGAAAACUGUAGAAAGAUAUUGAUAUAUUUCUUGACUGUGGCACCAUUUGGUAGCAUAGCAAAGUUUAAGUGCCAAUGUCACAUUAGACUGGACAGCCAUUUAGUAUUUUGUUUAUAGAUGUUUUAUAUAGGACAAAGAGAGGUAAUUUUUUCUUGGUGAGCAUACAAAAUUUAAAUUUAGUAGGGUGUUACAAAAGAGAUGAUUUAUAAAUAUACCAAAAUAAAUUUAAUAAAUAUGGU
Messenger RNA from Pocillopora verrucosa, 4461 nucleotides. Its product is annotated as rho-related BTB domain-containing protein 1-like. Gene Ontology annotation, biological process: small GTPase-mediated signal transduction; regulation of cell shape; cortical cytoskeleton organization. The record is from RefSeq and is a predicted model, not a curated record. Gene Ontology annotation, cellular component: cytoskeleton; cell projection; cytoplasmic vesicle. NCBI's taxonomy places the organism in Eukaryota, Metazoa, Cnidaria, Anthozoa, Scleractinia, Pocilloporidae. Gene Ontology annotation, molecular function: GTP binding; protein kinase binding; GTPase activity.